CACUCUUUUGCUAGGUGCUCCAUGGAAACACACUCACGCCUGGAGUUUUGUUUACACUCUUGGGGGGCCAACAGUUACGGCCAGCUGGGACAGGGACAUGUGGAGGAUCAGCCUGCGCCCCGGCUCGCUGACACCGCCGCUCUACAGAGCAGGGCGGUCCGGACCGUGUGCGGCGGCGGCGGACACUCCGUGGUUAUCACCGACAGUGGGGAGGUGUUUGUGUGCGGCCAGAACCACAGAGGCCAGCUGGGACUUGGAAACAGUGCAGACGUGUCAACUCUUCAACUCUGCCCCGUCUUGAAUCACAGAAUCACACAGACGGCCUGUGGUUGGGAUUUUACUCUUCUUCUCACUGAUUGUGGUCAACUUCUGGCAUGUGGCUCCAAUGCGUUUGGACAACUGGGUGUUGCACAGAAUGUCACACACUCUGCAGAUCUACUAGUUAUUGAGAAUCUGAAGAAGCCAAUAGUGAGUGUAGCAGCAGGACUUAGACACGCACUUGCUGUUGCUGACUCAGGCUGUGUAUAUCAGUGGGGAACCGGUCUUUUCAGUCACGCUAAAAGAGCACUCAGUCCACACCCUGUCCCACCACACCUCAGCUCUAAGGUGCCAUCUUUAGUACCAGGUCUGGAUCAGAGGACAGCACACCUGGUAGCGGCAGGUUCAGCACACUGUGUGUGCCUUACAGGAGAUGGUGAUUUGUUUCUUUGGGGAAGCAACAAGCAUGGCCAGCUCACCACAACAGAGCGCUUCCUGUCUUCUCCUACUCUUCUGAGGCGAUCUCUGUUGAACGGAGAGAAAAUUUUAAACGUAUGGAGCGGCUGGACACACACUGUUGCUCAAACAGAGAGUGGCAGAGUGUUCACAUGGGGCAGAGGAGAUUAUGGGCAGCUUGGCCGACGAGCAUCCGCCAGCCGGGACCCGGAGCAGCAGUCAGCUGGCCCUGUAACAGAAGGUGGCAGCCAGGAGGUCUGCCUCCCUGCAGAGGUUACAGCCCUCCAUGGAGCAACACAGAUUACAUGUGGAUCUGAACAUAACCUCGCCAUCGUGGGGGGCUGUCUCCUCUCAUGGGGCUGGAAUGAACAUGGGAUGUGUGGAGACGGUUCACAGGCCGACGUCUUUCAUCCACAACUCGUUCCUGGUCUAAAGCCUCUUCUCAUUGGCUGCGGAGCCGGGCACUCCAUGGCAGUGUGUGCAGCAUCGACUGGCUCAAGACAAAACUCACCACCGACUUCACUUGAGUAGCACUGGAGCAGCAACAUUUAUUGAGCAUGACAAUCAGAGACUAUAUUGAAAAAAAAGAAUGAUUGGGGAUUUAACACAUUUCUGUUUUUGGGCUUGUAAAGCCAAGAUCUGAUCAUUUUAAGUGCCCUUAACCAUACAGUAACUUUCACCUUUUAUGAGGCUACCUGAGCUACUUGAACAUGUCACACUUCAAACUGCCGUUGUCAUAAAUGCUCUUGUGUGUUUGGACACAGGCUGAGUUAUGUUUCAUGUGACAGAGGCCAUCAUUUUGAUGGACAUGAUAGGAGCAAUGGCUUUGCAGGACGUGGGCGUGCCGAUGGCUGCUGGUCCGCCUGCCAUGCUUGUCUUCCUGAAUGAAGCAGUUAUGGAUCAUGUGAGGGAUGGGCUGGACUUGUGCUAUAGCUCCAUCUUCUCAUGUCACUUGGUUUAUUGCCGUGAUCUUGAGUGUCACAAUGUAAUCAAUCUCUGCGCUUUGUAGUGAAAAUCUCUGUCAUCUUGUGAUUUAUCACUUACACAGACAGGACAGUAUGUUUUUUGUUUUACAACUGUCCGUCACGUAUUUAUGUUCUUGUCAUAUUCUUUGAUGCUGUGUUUGUGUCCUUUGCACCAUUUUCGUACUUCAUUAGUCCCUCUGGGAGGAAACUCUUCCGCUGCAUUGGACUCAACCUACAUAUUCAUAAGCAGCAGACAGCCGCAGUGCAGCACCUGAGCAACACCUGCAGUUCUCAAGCCAACGCCUUGGUCAAAGGCAAGGGCAAGACUCACAAUGCCACAUGUCUGCCUUAUAUUUAGAUUUUAUUUAAGUUUCUUAUUUUAUUAUUGUGUUUUAUGCAAAUAAUAUGUGAAAAGUCUCUAUGGCAUCAAAAUUAUGCAUUAAUGAAAGUUAAAUUAAAGUACUUUAAACUGGGUUAGUUUGAAAAAAUAAAUAAAUCAACACUCACUGAAAAA
Molecule: messenger RNA, 2193 nt
Organism: Stegastes partitus (bicolor damselfish)
Lineage: Eukaryota; Metazoa; Chordata; Actinopteri; Pomacentridae
Gene: sergef
Product: secretion regulating guanine nucleotide exchange factor
Exons: 11
Coding region: 22-1245 (407 amino acids)
Source: RefSeq, a predicted model, not a curated record